AUGUAUAAAACAACAACAACAACAUCAGGCACAAUUCCAAAGAGUGGAACUGCUUUGAAUAAAGAGAAUAUCUACACUGGAGCUAGUAGUGGAAUCGGUGGUAUCUCAAAGAUUGCAUACCCAUCGAAACCAGGUGCUUCAAAGCCAUCUGCAACCAGCAUCAGUGUUACAACAUCCAAAGUAUUGGCUCCAAGUUCGAUCACCAACAUACCACAGAAAGCACCUGCCCCAGUUAAGCAGACCACUGUCAGUAGUACAGCUGCACCACAAUCGAUGGUUAUACCCAAACCACAAGUAGUACCUUCAUCAGCAGCAGCAGAUGAUAAAAAGAAAUGGGUGAUCGAUGACUUUGAUAUUGGAAAACCACUUGGAAAAGGUAGAUUCGGUAAUGUCUAUUUAGCAAGAGAGAAAAAGAGUAAAUUCAUUGUUGCACUCAAAGUGUUGUUCAAGAGUCAACUUCAAAGCUCAAAGAUUGAACAUCAAUUGAGAAGAGAAAUUGAGAUUCAAUCUCAUUUAAGACAUCCAAAUAUUUUAAGACUGUACGGUUAUUUCUAUGACGACAAACGUGUAUAUCUCAUCAUUGAAUUUGCAAAGGGUGGUGAAUGUUUCAAGGAAUUACAAAGAGUUGGAAGAUACCCAGAAAAUAUUGCUGCAACUUAUACCUUACAAAUUGCAGAUGCAUUGAGAUAUUGUCACUCGAAGCAUGUUAUUCAUCGUGAUAUCAAACCAGAGAAUCUCUUGAUCGGUAUCAACGGUGAGAUCAAGAUUGCAGACUUUGGAUGGUCUGUGCACGCACCGGACCGUAGAAGAAACACUUAUUGUGGUACCCCAGAAUAUAUCCCACCAGAAUUGGUAAACAAACAAGACUACGAUCAAUCCGUUGAUAUUUGGAGUUUGGGUAUUCUUAUUUAUGAGUUUUUGGCCGGAUAUUCACCAUUUAGAGCCAACGGAGAGGAAGAGAUCUUUUCAAAUAUUCGUGGUAAUCAAGUUAUUUUCCCAGAUCAUUUCUCAAGAGAAGCAAGACAUUUAAUUAGUGGUUUAUUACAUACCGAUCCAAACGAUAGAAUGUCAUUGACAGAUGUAAUUAAACAUCCAUGGAUUGUAAAGAAUGCUCAUCCAAAUGCACUAAAACCUGGAUCUGAUUUAAGACAACCAUCCACCCCAGCACCAGCACAACAAGAUGUGCACGAUAUAAUAGAUAAAAUCAAUCAACAACAACAACAAGCAACAGCAUACAUAUCAGUACAACCAAGUAGUAGUACAACAUAA
Heterostelium album PN500 is the source of this 1269-nucleotide messenger RNA. It is a transcript of the gene aurK, whose product is annotated as aurora family serine/threonine-protein kinase. The transcript is spliced from 9 exons. Gene Ontology annotation, cellular component: spindle microtubule; spindle pole centrosome; chromosome passenger complex. Gene Ontology annotation, biological process: mitotic spindle organization; regulation of cytokinesis; protein phosphorylation. The record is from RefSeq and is a predicted model, not a curated record. Bases 1 to 1269 code for a protein of 422 amino acids. Gene Ontology annotation, molecular function: ATP binding; protein kinase activity. Lineage: Eukaryota; Evosea; Eumycetozoa; Acytosteliales; Acytosteliaceae.